Molecule: messenger RNA, 3062 nt
Organism: Mobula hypostoma (lesser devil ray)
Lineage: Eukaryota; Metazoa; Chordata; Chondrichthyes; Myliobatiformes; Myliobatidae
Exons: 4
Coding region: 525-1835 (436 amino acids)
Molecular function (GO): NADP binding; N,N-dimethylaniline monooxygenase activity; flavin adenine dinucleotide binding
Source: RefSeq, a predicted model, not a curated record
AAAUACAAGGAUUUAUUUUUUAAAUUUUCGAAAUAUUGUCCAUUUUCUUCUGGUAACGCCCACUAAAGAUUGACAGCAGGGGACGACGCUUUCAAUUUCCAAUUAACAACAACCGAUUGGCGGCGACGAUUAGCAUAGCAGACAUACUUAACUCUGUUGGAGCCAGAAGACAUUUGAAGGAAAUGUGCUUUCAGUUGUAGCACUUAAUUUAUUAAAUAAUUUCUUCAGUGUGAGAUCUAUUUUUACCGGAACAGAGAGAACGUUAUACAAUAUGCCAUUGAUUUAAAUAACCUGGCAGCAGGCAGCGCAAUGGACAAAUACGCUUGACGAGGAAAGGACCUAAAGAUGGGCAAAGUUCAUCUUCUAAAUUUACUUCUCAUCUUUUUUUUCCUCCGGUCCUGCUGUAGGGUUUCGGCUUAAAACAUCGACUGUGCUUUUGUUCCGUAGAUGCUGCUUGGCCUGCUGAGUUCAUCCAGCAUUUUGUGUUUGUUGCAAAGUUUUUUUUUGCAAAAAAAGCACGAAUAAUGAGAGCCUGUCAGCUGAAAGUAGCUGUAAUCGGAGCAGGGGCAAGUGGACUCUGUGCCGCUCGUCACCUUCUGGCCAAGCCGCACAUCUUCGCCCCUCCGGUGGUAUAUGAGCAGUCUGAUUGUGUUGGAGGUACUUGGGUUUACACGGAGAGAACGGGCAAUGACGACCACGGUCUGCCUAUACAUUCCAGCAUGUACAGAGACCUAAGGACAAAUCUUCCAAAAGAAGUCAUGGGAUUCCCAGAUUUUCCAUUUGAAGUUGGCCCCCCUUCUUUCAUUCAUCACACUGAUGUGAGAGCAUAUCUGGAAAAAUAUACUAAUCGCUUUGAAAUUCAGCCGCACAUAAAGUUUCUCACAUAUGUUGAACUAGUGAAUCCUGUAUCUGAACCUACUGGAGCUGCUCAGAGUUCAUGGGAAGUAACAUCUUUGAAUCUGAAGACUCACAGCCGUAGUAUUGAGAGAUUUGAUUCAGUUAUUGUCUGUAAUGGCCACUAUUCUGAUCCUUGUAUCCCACACAUUCCUGAAAUUGAGAAUUUCAAAGGACAGACAAUGCACAGUCAUGAGUACAGGUCUGCUGAACCUUUUGUAGGGAAGAACUUGGUUCUGCUUGGUGCUGGUCCGUCUGGGAUUGACAUUGCUAUGGAGUUGUGCUCAGUUGCCAAGCAAGUCGUCUUGUUACAUAAACAUUCAUUUACGUUCUCACACUUGCCUCCAAAUUGCCUGUUAGUCAGAGGUGUGAACAGAUUUUCGCGUACUGGUGUGAUUUGUAAUGAUGGAAUGGAAUAUCCUGCAGAUGUAUUCAUGUUUUGCACUGGUUACAACUACUCUUUUCCUUUCCUUGCCACGGACGUGUGCUUAAAUAUCAAAGAUCAUAGAGUUACCCCACUUUACAAGCAUAUUGUACACACCACUUUUCCAACUCUCCUUUUUAUUGGUUUAUGUAAAACUGUUUGCCCUUUUCCUUUGUUUCACUAUCAGGUCUUAUUUGCUUUAGCAACAUUAGAUGGUACGUACAAAUUACCAUCUAAAUCUGAUAUGGAUGCAGCCACGGAACAGGAAUACAAAUCCUCUUUGCAAAAUGGAAUUUCUCACAAACACUUUCAUAAAUUAGAUAGUCUUCAGUGGGAUUAUAAUGAUGAGUUGGCCCUUUUAGCCAAAUGUGCCCCUUUAUUACCUGUUAUAAAAGACCUUUAUGAGGCAAACAAGAAAAUAAGACAACAAGAUCUGUGCAAUUAUAAGAAAUAUAACUAUGAGAUAGUAGGCCCUGAUACAUGGAUAAAGGUGAACUCAGAACCAUUUAAAAAUUGACUGUGUCCUUAACUUACCAAAGUUUGAUCCAUUCUGCAGAAGCCUUGCUACACACACUUAAUUUGUAAUUAAGGUGGGUGAAGCAAAGAUUGAGAAGGGAAGAUAAAAUUUAUAAAGGGGCUCAGUCAAAUUACUGUUAACUUCAGUACAUUAGAAAAUUAGGCAUUUCCUCUUACAUGUGUAUCAUCCUUCCUAUCCAAUAUUUCUCUCCACAGUACAAUAAAAACUGACUUGUUCAGUUAAUCAAAUAUACAAUAGCUUUAUAACUGGAAAAUGUGUAUGCAAAUGUAAAUUAUUGUUGUAACAAUGUAGAUAAGAUCUUUGAAUUUCUGCACUAAAAAUCAUGAUUUAUAGAAUUGCAUCAAGUUGUUUCUCUUUUGCUUAAACAAAGCUAUUUGCUUGUUAUUGUUGUUGGAAAAAUACUAACAUGAAGGAAUUAUGUUUUGUUAACUAAGGGCACAGAUAACAAUUCUGAAAGUAGCCAAGCAAUCCUAUUUUCUUUAGAUCAUAUUAUAACAACAGUAAUCAGUCUUACAUUAAAUUCACUGUCCUAUGAAGUAAAAGUAAACAAAGCUUUAAAAAAUCCAUUGGAUUGAAGUGAAGAGUCAUUCUGUGCUGUGGUUUAUAUGCUAUGUUGUUAGCAUCAAUCCGUACGCUGAUAAAUAUUUCUGUAAACCAGCACCAUCAUACUUUAAAACCUUUAAUUACUACGUACGUUGGGAUCAUCUAUUUUCUUUUGAUUUAUGUAUUACCUAAAAUGUUGCUUUUACAAAUUUAGAGGUGCAAAUUAAGUUGUACCUUGGUUGAAAGAAUGGACCAUACUUGUUUUAUUUCCUACACUGUAAAGGAACUGGAUAUUCCACUUCAGAUACAAAAUCAAGGUAUGAAAUGUAAUGUGUAAUGUACACUAUUACAUUAGUAAUCAUUUCUCGAAAUGAUUUGGAUGAAGUAUUAAUAGUUUUAUGAACAUCAAGAACAAAUCUGUAACAAUAACAUAGAUUGAUAAACUUGUCAUUUUAAAAGAAUUUGUGUACUUUUGGUACCACUGAAUUUAAUGAUGAAUAUGAUAAACUGAGGCAUUUAGUAGAAUGAGUGUUUUAGAAUCACUAUUAUUUAUAGUAGUCCACCUUCCAUGAGUGUAAAAAGGUACCGGAAAUUCAUGUUAUGCAGCUAUUUCAAAAAUCAAUAAAACAGCUUCACACAACAAGAAUUACUGGUGUAAUAAAA